Molecule: messenger RNA, 879 nt
Organism: Pyrus x bretschneideri (Chinese white pear)
Lineage: Eukaryota; Viridiplantae; Streptophyta; Magnoliopsida; Rosales; Rosaceae
Exons: 4
Coding region: 197-703 (168 amino acids)
Molecular function (GO): calcium ion binding
Source: RefSeq, a predicted model, not a curated record
UCCUUUGACAUCGUUAAUGUUGUUUUCUUUCCGGUUCUGAAUUUUCCCUGUUUUCUGUUGGGUUUUAGUUUUGAUGGCUUCUCCAUCCUUCCACACUUAUAGGAUCUAUAAGUAAAUUGUAAAUAUUCACUGGCACAGAUAGUCUGACAUGUUAUGUUAAAUUACCAGAGAUGGAACAUAAACGUUAAUUACAUGUAUGUUUAUAAGGUGUCUGAUAAUUUUUCGGAUUGCAGGUAAGCAAUGGAGGCGAAAGCAAAUAAGCAGGAUUACAGAUAAGGUGUUUGAUCAUUUUAAAAAUGAGAGAGGAAGGGCUAACUUGACUUUUGAGGAUCUGUAUAUCGGUGUACUACUUGUGUACAAUGAUAUCAAUAAGCAUUUACCCGGCCGGCAUUUUGAUCCACCCUCCAAAGAUACUGUCAGAGCUAUGAUGAAGGAAAACGAUCCCAAUCUUGAUGAAGAGAUUGACAGUGAAGAGUUUGCAAAGUUCAUCAAGCAGUUGACAGCGGAGACAUUCGUUGUUGUCAGUCAAGGACUGAUCCUCACGCUGGUUGCAGCACCGGUGUUUGCAAUGGUGACAAAGAGGGCUACCGAGGGUUUACCGGGUGUCGGAAAGGUUGUGCAGAGAUUACCCAAUUCAGUUUAUGCAUCACUUCUAACUCUUACUGUUUUGUUGUUUCAACAAGUGCGCCAGGAGUUUGAUUAGCUGCAAGUUUGUUCUCUAUUCAAUCCUUCUAUGGUUUAUUUAAAAGACUUGAUUAUAUAUAUGUUUUGGGUUAAAAAAUUAGUCCCUUCGGUUGGGUAAUUAUGGCUGCAUAAUAAUGUACAAGGAGAAUGGUGUUUGAACUAAUCAUAUACAAAUAGUUGUCUUUUGGAAGUUAA